This is a messenger RNA of Effrenium voratum, 1645 nucleotides long. Lineage: Eukaryota; Dinophyceae; Suessiales; Symbiodiniaceae. The record is from the annotation of a GenBank genome assembly.
CAACAACAACCCUGUGAAUGACAGGAGGGCUGUUCUGCCUCUUCCGGACUGCGCCGGAAAAGAGCAGUGAAUCUUCAACACUUGGGAAUUUUGUCAUGAGCGACACCGACUCUGGCGCCCUGCGAACGGGAUUUCGGAAGGCAUUGGCGCGCAGGCUGUUCGAGCUAGACCACCCUCCAGGUGAUCCUGGUCAAGUGCAGAGGUACAGUGAAGGUGAGCGGGUGGCCUUUGAAAAGGGAUACCGAGCUGCUGUGCAAGAUAUGUUCGUCUUGGUCGGAGCCGGCUUGGCGGGCAUGGCCUUUCUGAUCGUGUGCUUGUCACCCCCACUGUAUCAGAAGGUCCGCGAGAGGGUGAGGCCCUGGGUGGUGCGGCAGGUUGAGCUCGGCAGGCCCUUCGUGAUCGCAGUGCAGCGCUUCAGGCACCCACGGCUGGAUCAGAUCCACUUGCUGGCGGCGAACUCCUGCGGAGUACCCUUUUACAUCACGAUGUUGCCGUUCCUCUUCUGGAUUGGAGAGCUUCAGCUCGCCCGGCACACGACCUCGUUCAUGGCAACGAUAAUCUAUAUUGGCAACGCGAUCAAAGAUGCAAUCAGUGCUCCUCGGCCUGACUGGAGCAAGGGUGUUAGCCUGGUUCGAGAUGGUGCCGGGGAUGGGUCGUCCACUGACGACAUGGAGUACGGACUGCCCAGCACCCACACAAUCAAUACCUUGUGCAUAUGGAGCUACAUACUCUACUUUUACAGCAGCUCGACCAGCUUUGGUGACGGCAUGUCUGUAUACUGGAAUAUAGCAAGGUCUCCUUGGUUGUGCAUGUUGUUUGGACUCAACAUCAUCUGGUGUUUGUUCAUCAUGUGGGGCCGCGUGUACUUGGGAAUGCACUCCCCUGUGGACAUAGUGGCUGGCCUGCUGAUAGCGAUUUUGUUGCUACAUGCCUACGUCCAGGUUGAUGAUUUUGUAGAUGCUUGGAUGACGUCAGCCACAGUUUGGGUUCCAAUGUAUCAGUUCGCCUUCGCGGUGCUUCUGUGCUGGACCUACCCACAAGGUUUGCAGAAAACUCCGUCCUACAACUACGCCGUCUAUUGCACUGGGGUGUGUCUUGGUGUGCUGACGGGAGUGUGGCGAUGCCCACAAUACCACAACGCCGAAGCUGCGGAAAGACUGCGCAUUGUCAGAGGCAGCAUCACCAGUUGGAGUUUUGCUUUCUUUGCAGGGCGGCGAUUUUUCCUUGGCCUUGCCGUGGUGUUCGCUGUGAAGGCUUUGACCAAAGAAAUUUUGAGGUUCAUAAUCCCAGCAGCUUUGCGACUGUGUGGCAUUCCGCAUUCUGACCAUGAGGCCUGCAAAGAAAAAUCGACUCCGAUAGGAUACAACGUUCUGACUCCGAUUCGACUGUUGAACUACGCUGCGGUGAGCUGGGCAGUGGUUGAACCCUGUUUCCACCUGUUUGAGUGGCUGCAGAUUUAGAUGGAUGCGUGUACAGCUUCAAUUCUUCAUUGCGAUUAGGAUCCGUGCAUGGUGCACAUUGUGUCAACACAAUUGCAUCCAUGCACCGAUGUACAGUGGGGGAACUCUUUCGAAGGAGCUUCGCCACAAGCUUAGCCUGAAUUGUAUAUUAGUGGUAAAGCACCUUGCUAGCAGAGCAUCGCUUC